Molecule: messenger RNA, 279 nt
Organism: Mesorhabditis belari
Lineage: Eukaryota; Metazoa; Nematoda; Chromadorea; Rhabditida; Rhabditidae
Source: the annotation of a GenBank genome assembly
AUGAAAGUGCUCCUAAUUUUCGCUAUUCUUUUUCUCCAAGUUUCAGCAAAACUCGGCUGGGAUGGGAUUCAAGCGGUGACCGUAUCGGGAUUUGAAUGUCUCAAGAAAAAUGGAUACGAUUUCUUUGUGGCACGAGUCGGAAGAUCGAAUAACAUCGUCGACACGACUGGCAUACAAAACAUUUUGAACGCUCGACAGGCUGGAUGGACAGAUGUGGAUGGAUAUAUUUAUCCAUGUACAACAUCGUCAUGUCCAUCGGGAGCCGUACAAGAGCAAAGA